This is a messenger RNA of Vanrija pseudolonga, 1752 nucleotides long. RefSeq lists its product as uncharacterized. The transcript is spliced from 7 exons. The coding region runs from base 1 to 1752 and encodes 583 amino acids. The record is from RefSeq and is a predicted model, not a curated record. Lineage: Eukaryota; Fungi; Basidiomycota; Tremellomycetes; Trichosporonales; Trichosporonaceae.
AUGCGCCUCGUCGCCGCCGCAGUAGCGGCGCUUCUCGUGCCUUGCGCCGGCGUGCUCGCGAGCCCCGUGGCCGUGACUGACGCCGCGCCGCUCUCGCCCUUCCUCGCGUCGUCGGCACAGACAAACACCAUCCCAAUGCCCCCGCAGGGCAUCUACAUGAUCGGGGUGACGAGUCCGCUCGUGCAGCUCGGCCCGACGGGGCUGGGCUCGCCCGCGCAGACGUGGAACAUGUCCUUCACGAACGUGACCAACGACAAGUUUGUGCCGGGCAUGAUUGGGCUCGGGCAGGCGAGCUUCAUCACCAGCCUCCAGGGCAGUGCCGGCGCGACCGUCCACAUGCAGUUUGUGGGGACGGGCCUGAGCCUGCUCGGCAGUGCGGGGCUGUUUGACGCGCUCGACUGGCGCGUCGACGGCGUGCCAUACAACCCCGAGAGCGGGACCACCAACUGGGGCUUUGCGUGGGCCGCCGAGGUCGCGUGGGCGCGUAACCUCCCAUACGGGCUGCACAACGUCUCGAUGGUGGUCACGACGACGUACGACAAGAUUAUGAUCUCGGAGGCGAUGGUGAUCACUGGCAUUCAGGGCGCCACGCUCACCGACUCGUCCACCGACCCGCUCCGCCAAAUCACCCCCGCAGUCGACGGCACAGGCAGCCCCAACAAGCUUUUCCAGACCACGGGCCAGUGGGAUGUGUACUCGCCGAACGAGGGCGACGUUGUCACGCGUCAAGCCUUCCCGUGGGCGGGGUACACUGUGCUGCGCACCAACAACAGCGCGUCAUUCAACUUUGUGCUGCCCAAGCGAACGUCGUAUGUCGAGGUCUGGGGGUCUACCGGGUGGGGCUUCGCCAACUACACGGUGACUAUCACGCCGUCGCCACCCUUCAAUCCGCCGGUGAUCACGUACUCGGCCCAAACGGCGUACUAUGUCCCGGUGUACAUCCUCUCGUCGGCGAUUCUCGACCCUGCCGUCGACUACCAGGUCGAGUACAAGUGCUUUGGCGGCGGCACGGCAGAGAUCUACAACGUACAGUACUUCCUUGCCAACACCACGUCGUCGACCGGUGGAACAGGGUCAAGCAGCGGCGUGUCGGUCGGCGCGCUCGCAGGUGGCAUCGCCGGCGCGCUCGUCGUAGGCCUCGCAAUUGCGGGUCUUAUCGGCUUCGCCUACCACCGGUCAUACAAGAAGAAGAACGUGACCCAGCCGAUGUUCGAAGUGGAAAGCGCGCACGACGCGCGCCCCGAGCCCUUCUAUGCCACCUCGCCAGAGAUGCAGGGGUACGCCGACGGCGAGCUGGGUCUCGGGUCCGCGACGGCCACGUCGCUCGGGGGCUCGACGGUGCGCGCGCACAGCCCCGUGUCGCCGCGCCGGUCGAGCCAGGGCGGUGUGGGCGACGACGCGACCUCCUCCGGCGCAGGAGGGGACGCGAGCAGCCCGCGCUCGUCGCGCACGACGUUCAAGUCGCCGCGACUCAGCAUCGUGCCCGAGCUGAGCCUGCCUCUGCGCCGCGCGAACGCCCCCCUGCCCGUCACUGUGCAAGAGCGCGACUCGGGCGCCCAUGUCAUCCACAUUGUCGAGUACGUGCCCCCCCCGUACGACGCCAGCCUGCGCGCCACAACCCCGACCGGGACGACAAUCGCCAGCCCGGCCGCGACGCUCACGGCGCCUACUGCCACCUCGAUGGAGGGCACGCUCGAAGACGACCCCAUCAAGCCGGGCGGCGUGCGCCCCCUCCCCAGCGCGCCGAACUAG